AUGCCCAGUCGACUCCUGGUUCAACGGCCUUCUCCGACAACUGUUAGCUUCACGGUAUCUAAUGCGCCGAGUCGCUCCAAUUCCCCCGCAAAGAUCCUUUUCGGUUUCCAGGUCCUGCUACGGACUGUUCUUUUCCUCUGCGUGGUUGUCAUCGCACUAGCAAGGCUGCGACACUUCUCAUUUGAAGCAGAGGGGGGGUUUAUAUCCUGGCCAGCCAUAUGGGCGAGCCCUCUCGGGUCUCAUAUCUGCCAGCUAGUGGACGCAUACAACCCGUUUGUUGUGGCGGUGAUGAGCACCUUGGUGAUCUAUGGGGUUUUCAGGAGAAACUAUACCGAGGAAUCCCUUUUGGUCAUUCGAGGAUUUGGUAUCCAGACCUCAACCUCAUCAUCCACCUAUCUCUCGUCGGCCGUGACAAGAUUUAUCCCUACAACCCAGAUUCAAGACAUUGUCAUCCAUGAAGCCUUUAAGGGCUUUGAAGUCCGGUUCUACCUGGCUGUGAUUGUGGAGGGCGAGCCUGAUGUCUUGGUGGUCUUUCCGCACCUACUGCCCAAACGAGAGAUUUUAGAAGAAGUCUGGAGAGGCUCCCGACGCUGUCUCUAUGAUGCAAAGUCUUGA
Penicillium odoratum is the source of this 615-nucleotide messenger RNA. Its product is annotated as PIG-H family GPI synthesis protein. The record is from RefSeq and is a predicted model, not a curated record. Gene Ontology annotation, biological process: GPI anchor biosynthetic process. Gene Ontology annotation, cellular component: glycosylphosphatidylinositol-N-acetylglucosaminyltransferase (GPI-GnT) complex. Bases 1 to 615 code for a protein of 204 amino acids. NCBI's taxonomy places the organism in Eukaryota, Fungi, Ascomycota, Eurotiomycetes, Eurotiales, Aspergillaceae. The transcript is spliced from 3 exons.